AUGAGUUUAAGGUGCCAGGUGUUGAAACAACGGAUCCAAUGUAUCUUCUUCGGGACUCUGAUAGCUCUAUUGCCAGGGCCGUCGGCAUCAAUAGAAGAGCCCUCAGCAUCUACAAAAGAGGCGGGGCAGCAAUAUUACGUGUACAAUGCGAAAUGUCAAAUACCAUUUGUUAAUCCCUUUACACUCGAUGUUAUGAAAAAUAUGAAAGAACAUGUCUUUGAGGAGUGCUCUGAGGAGCGAGAUUUGAUAGAAAGCAAAUUUGAUUUCGAUCUCAGGCAGUAUCGGGUCAGUAUACCCGCGAAUUUGAGCGAGGCCUACCUAAACAGCACCGGACAUCAGACAAUAACUUGCAGCUAUCAGGAAAUCAAACGGGAUAUGGAAGCUGAGGUGCCCGAUAAUGCCUAUGCGGAAUCCAAAGCAUAUUACUUGCCGCAUCGCAUGAUUGUGCCAAUCGAUACGGACUUCAUGAUCACCAAGUGCUAUAUGCGGAAUGCGACCACUGUGCUGAAUGAAGUGCAAGAGGAUGCCUUCAGCUUUGUGCAGGACAAGCUGCCGCCCCAGAAGAUAGAGCAUUACAUGCUGGAGAGGGAACAGAAGCCGAGCGUCCUCAUAAUGGGCCUGGACUCGGUUUCUCGCAUCAAUUUUCGACGCACAAUGCCCAAAAUGUUUGAGUUCGUCAACGAGGAGGGCUGGUACGAGAUGCAGGGCUACAACAAAGUGGGGGACAAUACUUUUCCCAACAUCUUGGCCGCACUCACGGGCCAUUCAGAAGCAGGCUCCCGGGCCAUUUGUAAUGUGUCUGAGGUGAAUUGUCUGGAUCGCUUGCCCUUCAUUUGGAGGAACUACAAGCAGGCAAAUUAUUUGACGGCUUAUGGCGAGGACUGCGUGGAACUCAAUGCCUUGCAAUACCUGAAGCCGGGCUUUCUGAAACAGCCCACGGACUAUUAUUUGCGGCACUUUAUUGUGGCGCUGGAGGACAAAUUCAAGCUGCGUCAUCGCUUCGGUAAUGUCUAUUGUGUGGGUCGCCAUCUGAGCUUCAACUAUGUCUUUGACUUCGGGCUGCAGUUUGUGGAGCGAUUUGUCAACGAGACGCCCAUUUUUGGACUGCUCUGGAGCAAUAGUUUCACGCACGACGACUUUGCAGCACCGGCCGCCUUGGAUGAACACUUUCUGGACUAUAUGGAAAGAUUUGAGGCGGCCGGACUGUUCGAGAACUCCAUUGUUGUUCUCAUGAGCGAUCAUGGACAUCGUUAUGACGAAAUAGUGCGACAUGGGCCGAAUGGCUUUCUGGAGGAACGUUUGCCCAUGAUGUUUAUUUAUGUUCCGCCCUGGUUUCGCCAAAAAUAUCCCCAUUUAGUGAAGAAUCUAGGCAAGAAUCGUGAUCGCUUAUCCUCCAAUUUUGAUCUCUACAUGACCUUGCGGCACUUGCUUCAACUCGAUAGCCAGUCCAUGGCGGACAUUGAACCCAAGGCGCCACAAUGUGCCAGCUGCCAGUCGCUGCUGUUCGAGCUGCCCUUCAAUCGCAGCUGCCAGGAGGCGGGCAUUGACGAGCACUGGUGCAGUUGCCAUCCCACACAGGACGCAACCAACGAGUCCUUUGCCCGACCCAUUGCCCUGGCCGUGGUCCAGUACAUGAACGAUCAUCUGCGGAAGCAGCAUUUGACAGACCUGUGCCACGACUACACCCUCAAGCACUUGGAUAGCUUGCAGCUGAAGAUGCCUGUCGACGCAAAUGAUGAGCCGCGCAAUGCCAACGAAAGCUACUUUGUGGUCAACUUCAAGACAAACCCGAACUCGGCUCAUUUCGAGACCACAGUGCUCUAUAAAAGCAUUACUGGAGGCGUCGAAAUGAACAUGGAUUUCAUAAGUCGCCUGAACUCGCAUGCAAAGGACUCUGGUUGCGUGGCUCUGGAAAUACCCAGAAAGUAUUGCAUUUGCAAGAACAGUGUCAGGAUGGAGGAUCAGCUACAUGCUUAGAUUAUGACUAUAACUUCCAUUGAAAAGACCGGAAAUACUACUUCUGCGAAAUGGGGUUGGUACCUUAAUUAAAACUUGAUUUAUAUCGAAUAGCUCAGGAUUUGCCAUUCACCCUUUUCUAAGCCUUUUUAGAAUUAAAAUGCAGUUUCUGUAAAGGAAUAAUUUUCAUUUCCAAUAUGAGAUACAAAUCUUAAACUUUCUUCUUUUGUUGUAUUUCACUCUCAUUUGUUGGAACUUUCUACAAUCCACAUUAUUAUUGUUAUACGAUUUGAUUGAUUGAUUGAAUAUUGGCAAAAUAGCUGGCUUUAUUAGCAAGGGAGUCGGCCCCUUAAAUCUUUAGAAAAUAUUAUUAUAGCGCACUAUUUCGCCCCAAAAUAUAACUAAGUUGGAUUUUUUGAAGUUUUUCUGCUGAUAUAAUAAAUAAAUUAUAAUUUUAACGAACCGUACUUUAUUUAAUCAACAUUUUAAUACAUCAUGAGUGACUGUCAAGGUAUUUAACCUAACUGUUGGCUCUACGGCUGGGCAUGCUAGUUAAUAUAAUUAAUUAUUUGCAAAGCGCCAUUUUAUAAAGUAUUUGAAUGAAAUCGUUGUUGAAAUAGAAAAUCUGAUCAUAGAAGGCAAUGCCUAUAGGAAAUCAAACAUAAUAUCAAAUUAUUAAGGCAGAAAUAAUAUCAAAUUUUUAGGGAUUCUUGAAGCUGUUGUAAAUAUAAUGGAAACGAAAAGUAAUAGUAUUUUCAUAUGCGCCGAACAUGUAUUGGAAUCUUUAAAAGGCCACAGAUAUAGUUUUUAAUAAUAUUUAAAAAAAAAAAAUGCAAAAAAGUGCAAAAAGAAAUAAACAAACUUCAGCAAAUCCAACUAUUUAAAAGAGCUUUUCUGUAUUACCAUGGAACCGUAAAUUAAUUAUAUUUUCCAACAAGAGCGUUAUUUAAACUGUUAAAUUAAAGCUUUUUCUUAUUAUUAGACGAACUAUAUUAACUUCAUCAUU
Molecule: messenger RNA, 2962 nt
Organism: Scaptodrosophila lebanonensis
Lineage: Eukaryota; Metazoa; Arthropoda; Insecta; Diptera; Drosophilidae
Exons: 3
Coding region: 1-1977 (658 amino acids)
Source: RefSeq, a predicted model, not a curated record